AAGAAGCCGAGUCCACUAGCUUACCUGCAACAGGCUACAUCAACUAGUGCCGUUUGAACUGGAAUUCCAAAGACACAAACAUUACACUCCGAGUAGGAGGGGUGUACAAAGGUAACCACCGCAGACUUGGGAAGAUCUGCUUCGUACCAUGCGCACGUUAGCCUCCCACCUCACUUCUUAUUUGUGUAGAAGAAAACUUGGAUGCAAUGUACAGUCUCGCAGUUCCUCAUCAUUCAAUGUAAAAGAUGAGCUCUCCAUUGAGAAGGAUGCUGAAAGAAAGAUAGGGUGGUUAUUGAAACUAAUCUUUGCUGGGACUGCAUCAGCUGUUGCUUACCAGUUAUUUCCGUAUUUGGGUGAUAAUUUGAUGCAACAGUCUGUGUCGCUGUUACAUGUCAAGGAUCCUUUGUUUAAGAGAAUGGGAGCAUCUCGGUUAGCUCGUUUUGCAAUAGAUGAUGAAAGGAGGAUGAAAAUAGUAGAGACUGGUGGGGCUCAAGAGCUCAUAAAUAUGUUGGGGGCUGCUAAAGAUGACCGCACACGGAAGGAAGCUUUGAAGGCCCUUACAGCCCUCUCACACUCAGAUGAAGCUGUUAGAGCUUUACACCUUGCUGGGGCUAUCUCAGUUAUCAGGUCUGCCCCACAUUCCGUUGAGGAUGCAGAUGUUGAAAAAUACAAGUCAAGCUUGCUGAAGAGAUUCCAAGACCUAAGAUAUGAUGUUUCAUCUUGAGAUGUGACCAGGGUAUUUGCCUUUAACUUAAGUCUUCAAACACCAAUAGUAAAAUAAAGAAAAGUAUGUCUGCAUGUGCAAGGAACUAUGGUUUGUAAAGAUAAGUUAGAAUGCCUCCUCUAUCUUUUUGUUUAAUCUAAUAAGAAGAGUUUCAAAAUUUUGUUCUUUUUAAAAUUGGCUUUGUUUCUCGGCUAAACGAUUCUUUUUAUUCACUUCAUUUUCUGUGCUUUAUUUAUGUUGUGGGUGAUUCCUUGUAGAAAACUCUGACAGCAGGCCACAAUGGCAUUAGUGCAUGUUCAUAAAUCU
This is a messenger RNA of Quercus lobata, 1030 nucleotides long. RefSeq names its product ARM repeat superfamily protein. The coding region runs from base 149 to 724 and encodes 191 amino acids. NCBI's taxonomy places the organism in Eukaryota, Viridiplantae, Streptophyta, Magnoliopsida, Fagales, Fagaceae. The transcript has 6 exons. The record is from RefSeq and is a predicted model, not a curated record.